AUGGACGAGAAGCAAUAUUGUGUCCAGCUGUCGGUGAAUCCAUCCCGGGGACUCAUGGACGAGAAGUUUGUCAUCCUGGUCCAGAAUGCCCCUCCUGGUUCUGAGCUGACCGUCCACGCCUUGCACCAGUGUGAUGACGGUCAUGGUUGGGAUGCGUUUGCUCACUACAUUACUGAUGCCACCGGCAGUGUGAACGUGUCUGAGGACUGCAGUCUGGGAGGAAGAUAUUCUGGAAUUGAACCGAUGGGUCUACUGUGGAGCCUCAGAGCAGUUCCAGGCAGCAAACCUGGACUCAGGAUUCAGAAGAAGAAUGUCCAGGAGCCCAUGUUGGUCACAGUGUCGGUGUACGAGGGUCACAGGAAAGAGGGCUUUGCAGAUCUUGUCCCUCUUGCCAGUGUCUUGGUGGAGCGCUGGUACAUGGCGCCUGGUGUCCGCAGGAUCCCGGUCGCAGAAGAUGGACUCACCACAACCCUCUUCCUGCCCCCAGGACCUGGACCUCUUCCUACUAUUCUUGACCUUUGGGGGAGUGUGGGGCAGCUGGUGGAGUAUCGUGCAGCGCUAAUGGCCUCACACGGUUUAGCUGCUUUGACCAUCGACUACCUGACAGCUGAUAUCGUCAAGGAAACAGGAAAGAUGGUGAACCUCCAGUACUUUGAGACUGCGUACAAAUUCCUGCAGGAGCAUCCUCAGAUCCUCGGGAGCAGGAUCGCCAUGUUGGGACUUUCUUUGGGUUCCAGUGUAACCGUCAGAAUGGCUACUUACUCCGAAGUGAUGAAGGUGGGACGACUGCAGUGUCCUCUGAUGCUGAUUGUUGGUGAGGACGAUCAGAUGUCGCCUACUCGAGAGGCUGCAAACGAUAUAAAGGAGAUGAUGGGGAACGGCCAUCUGCUGACCGUCCUGUCCUACCCUGACGCAGGUCACCUGAUCGAACCCCCGUACACGCCACACUUUCCAUAUGGCAAAUUCAGAUCAACCAUCACAAAAAAGAAGAUGAUGGUUCUGUGGGGCGGAGAGCCGGUGGCACAUUCCAGAGCUCAAGAGGACUCCUGGAAGAAGAUCCUGCUCUUUCUCUGGAAGAAUCUGCUCAGUGAAACGAGACCUGCUGCAGCGCCACCUUCCCACCUUUAA
Messenger RNA from Salarias fasciatus (jewelled blenny), 1128 nucleotides. Its product is annotated as peroxisomal succinyl-coenzyme A thioesterase-like. Bases 1 to 1128 code for a protein of 375 amino acids. The record is from RefSeq and is a predicted model, not a curated record. The transcript has 8 exons. NCBI's taxonomy places the organism in Eukaryota, Metazoa, Chordata, Actinopteri, Blenniiformes, Blenniidae. Gene Ontology annotation, molecular function: fatty acyl-CoA hydrolase activity. Gene Ontology annotation, biological process: fatty acid metabolic process; acyl-CoA metabolic process.